GGCAAGGACUUUAUUCAUCAUCCAUACCCUCAGUAAUUUACAGAUGAAGAGUCUGGCCCAGGGCACCAAUAAUAAUCACUGCAUGGUGGCAGUAACUACUAUGUGCUUAGUAGCUUACAGUUCAUAAAGAGAUUUUGCAUUCAACAAAUAUUUAUUGAACUAGGAUGGAGGCUAAGACCUGGGGACAGAGUGGUUAGGGAGAACUUGAGUGCCCCAAGUUCUUUGCAUUUCCACCACUGCUUGAGGGACUCUCCAGCCUCCUCGCUACCACUUAGCCCCUGUAAAGGAGGAAGUCCCUUUGGCGAGGGAUAUGAGAUCCUGUUUGGCCAGUGAUCAUAGUCUGCCCUCCAAGGGCCCAUGAAGAUGGAAGAGACCUUGGGCAGAGUGAAGGGCAGUGCCAGGCCUGGUGCAGCUACUCCCUAUCACGUCUCUCUCCCAGGCUGCUCCAGCCUCACCUGGUGGACUCCAUGGGGACCACAGGCCUCACCUCCAUGGGCAGUCUCAAAACAUUUGCCCUCCUGUGGGCUGUCACAUACAUAGACCCAGACUUUCUUGGAGAAGGAAUUCUGAAGAAGCAAAAGCAACCAACUCAAAACCCCCACUUCCCCAAGAAGAAAACGUGGACAAGCAGAUGCAGAAGGGCAGCAGCCAAAGUCUGCGGGUUCCUGCGGGGGCCAGGGGAGGGGCGAGCCCUACAGGCAACUUGAACGGAGAGCGCUUUGAUCACCCACCAGCCCGGGAAGGCAAGCCCCAGUCAGGCGGAAGGUAGCUGGCUGCGGGGCGCGGCGACUGGCGGGCGGCGGGAGGCGCCAACCGCCACAGACGACUCCCAGCUGGCCGAGGGCGGGGAGGGGGCAGGCAGGGAAGCGGCCUGCCCUUCGUCCUGCCCCUCGCCCUACUCUCUGUCACCUCCGCUGGAAGGAGUGGAACCCAGACUUGCUGGUCUGAUCCAUGCACAAGGCGGGGCUGCUAGGCCACUGUGCCCGGGCACGGAAGUCGGUGCGGAUGGCCAGCUCCGGGAUGACCCGCCGGGACCCGCUCACAAAUAAGGUGGCCCUGGUAACGGCCUCCACCGACGGGAUCGGCUUCGCCGUCGCCCAGCGUCUGGCCCAAGACGGGGCCCACGUGGUUGUCAGCAGCCGGAAGCAGCAGAAUGUGGACCAGGCAGUGGCCACGCUGCAGGGGGAGGGGCUGAGCAUGACGGGCACCGUGUGCCAUGUGGGGAAAGUGAAGGACUGGGAGCGGCUGGUGGCCACAGUGAGCUGCAGGGAAAUGGGCACAGAGCCAGGAGGUGGAAAAGGGAGCCAGCCUGAGCCUCCUUCCCUGCUUUCCUGGACAGCAUUGGGCUUCAGUCCUUACAAUGUCAGUAAAACAGCCUUGCUGGGCCUGACCAAGACCCUGGCCAUAGAGCUGGCCCCAAGGAACAUUAGGGUGAACUGCCUAGCACCUGGACUUAUCAAGACUAGCUUCAGCAGGAUGCUCUGGAUGGACAAGGAAAAAGAGGAAAGCAUGAAAGAAACCCUGCGGAUAAGAAGGUUAGGCGAGCCAGAGGAUUCUGUUGGCAUCGUGUCUUUCCUGUGCUCUGAAGAUGCCAGCUACAUCACUGGGGAAACAGUGGUGGUGGGUGGAGGAACCCCGUCCCGCCUCUGAGGACUCGGAGACAGCCCACGGGCCAGAGUUGGGCUCUAGCUCCUGGUGCUGUUCCUGCAUUCACCCACUGGCCUUUCCCACCUCUGCUCACCUUACUGUUCACCUCAUCAAAUCAGUUCUGCCCUGUGGAAAGUCCAGCCUUCCCUGCCGUCAAGGUGGCGUCUUACUCGGGAUUCCUGCUGUUGUUGUGGCCUUGGGUAAAGGCCUCCCCUGAGAACACAGGACAGGCCUGCUGACAAGGCUGAGUCUACCUUGGCAAAGACCAAGAUAUUUUUUGCCCAGGCCACUGGGGAAUUUGAGGGGAGAUGAGAGAGAAGGAAGCUGGAGUGGAAGGAGCAGAGUUGCAAAUUAACAACUUGCAAAUGAGGUGCAAAUAAAAUGCAGAUGAUUGCGCGGCUUUGAA
Pan troglodytes (chimpanzee) is the source of this 2053-nucleotide messenger RNA. RefSeq names its product dehydrogenase/reductase 4 like 1 (gene DHRS4L1). Bases 952 to 1650 code for a protein of 232 amino acids. NCBI's taxonomy places the organism in Eukaryota, Metazoa, Chordata, Mammalia, Primates, Hominidae. The record is from RefSeq and is a predicted model, not a curated record. Gene Ontology annotation, biological process: retinal metabolic process. The transcript is spliced from 5 exons. Gene Ontology annotation, cellular component: peroxisome. Gene Ontology annotation, molecular function: carbonyl reductase (NADPH) activity.